ACCAUCUCCAGAGGAGAGGACUCCAACGGCAGAACCAGCAGAACCAGUCCCACGGAGUGUGGACUCUCUUUUCCUCCCGGGGCUCCGCUGCUGCCUCUCGGCGCACAUUUAGGCUCCAACUCGGCGCCUGGACCGUUCCUAUACUCACCGAACCUGCCGCACUCUGCGGUCCACACGCAGCCCGGAUACUCGCUCUACUGCUGCCCGAACUUCUCUUACCCCAGCUAUCCCAGCUGCCGCGGAGCCUUUUACCCUCAAGCACCGAUGUCUAAAGUCAACUCCGGGUUGCAUUGCUUUAAAACGAAAGGAGGGAAGUCCAAACGCAUGCGCACCAGCUUCACCAGUGAGCAGCUGUCGCGGUUGGAGAAGGAGUUCGCGCGGCAGCAGUACAUGGUUGGAUCAGAGCGGGUCCUGCUGGCGUCAGCUCUGCACCUGACGGAGGCACAGGUCAAAGUCUGGUUCCAGAACCGACGCAUCAAGUGGCGCAAGCAGAGUCUGGAGCAGCAGCAGGCCAAACUGGUCAAACUGGGUCUGGCCGCUCCACCACAGAGUCCAGGGUCCCAGGGCAACGGGGACGAAGGCGAAGACGAUGAGGAAGGAGAAGAGUUUACUGACUCUGAUGUGGACAUUGAUGUGUCGGAUGAUAGGCACAGGUGGGUCCACAGUUCAAGAGUCAAACAACGGACCUUAGACCCAGACACACUGGGACAGACUCCUGUCCACUGCCUCCCUCUAACCUCUGCCUCUGUCUUCCAGGUCAAAGUCUGGUUCCAGAACCGACGCAUCAAGUGGCGCAAGCAGAGUCUGGAGCAGCAGCAGGCCAAACUGGUCAAACUGGGUCUGGCCGCUCCACCACAGAGUCCAGGGUCCCAGGGCAACGGGGACGAAGGCGAAGACGAUGAGGAAGGAGAAGAGUUUACUGACUCUGAUGUGGACAUUGAUGUGUCGGAUGAUGCAACUGACCACCGCUGACCCACUGUGGACCACUGCUGACCCAUCUGUCAGAACCCCGUUCAGACAUAGACAUAGACUGUAAAUAACUGAUGAAUAUUUAAUAGAUGUAACCUUUUCUAUUUAAUUUUUUAAUACUCUGAUCUGAUGUUUGUAUAUUUGGAUAAAAUAUUCAGAAAUAUAUUUUGUGACAAAAGACUAAAAACCUGUUUCACUCCUUAUUUUCCUGAUGAGCCAAAAACAACUGGAACAGAGAGGGGUUCAAAGAAAAAAAAAGUCAAAGAUUUAAUGGCUGUUCAUGGUCAAAUAAAGCCAGUAACAGUGAAAAAAACAAAAACUUAAAAAACAAAAUUCACCUCAAUAAAAACAAUAAUCUUCAAUAUAAUAUCAUUAAUAUAAUAUUAUUAAUAAGUAUACCUUUAUAAUUAGGUUAACUGAUUGAUCAUUAAGA
This is a messenger RNA of Cynoglossus semilaevis (tongue sole), 1402 nucleotides long. It is a transcript of the gene noto, whose product is annotated as notochord homeobox. The annotation marks the transcript as partial. Lineage: Eukaryota; Metazoa; Chordata; Actinopteri; Pleuronectiformes; Cynoglossidae. Gene Ontology annotation, biological process: regulation of transcription by RNA polymerase II; central nervous system development; neuron differentiation. Gene Ontology annotation, molecular function: DNA-binding transcription factor activity, RNA polymerase II-specific; RNA polymerase II cis-regulatory region sequence-specific DNA binding. The record is from RefSeq and is a predicted model, not a curated record. The transcript is spliced from 4 exons. Gene Ontology annotation, cellular component: nucleus.